UGUUAUGAUGAACUAUGAACGUUAAAAAAUUCGUGAUGAAAGUCUGAAGUCACUUUUCUAUUUCAUUCUUUUUGUGUUGAUAAAAUAAAGUCUGUGUGUUGAAGAAAGCCGCGAAUUUUUCAUCAAUGCAUAGAACGGGUAGAACAGUUAAAGACAAAAACAAUACUUUGUCCUCUGAAGAUCUUAGAGAAAUUUUGCGUUCGGAUGAAUCGGAAGAUGAACUCGUUGAGUUUAUCAAAAAUUCUUUUCCCAAAAAGGGUCCAGCUAUCGGGAACAACAACAAGACAAGAAGCAGGACAAGUGCUAAACCUAAAGACGAAGAAUUAAUGCACGAAAUUGACCUAGAUACGGCUGCAUCAAUAACAUCACAACCAAACUCUACAAGGGCAAACGUCUACGAUUUGUCAGCUAAUGGAGAGUCUAUUAUAUUGGGAUGUAGAAAACGAAGUGCAAGACUUAGGACAUGUCUUGCUAUUGGAUUAUAUAUUUCAUUCUUUGCAUUGGGCAGCUCAGUAGCAAUACUUGGUCCCAGUCUACUUGAUCUCAAGGAUCAAGUGGGUGUUUCAUCUGAAAGCAUGUCGUCUAUCUUCACAGUGCGGUCGAUUGGUUACCUUAUUGGUUCCAUUAUUGCCGGCUGGCUCUUUGAUAAAUGGAAUGGUAACUUUUUCCUUGCUGCCGCAUGUAUUUUUGCUUCAGUUAGUUUGAUCAUUACUCCAUUUACAAGCUCAUUUGCCAUGUUGAUGAUUUCCAUCUUUUGUCAAGGACUGGCACUAGCAUUGCUUGAUACAGGUGGAAACGUGCUUAUCCUUAACCUCUAUGGGAAGAAUUCUGAAGCCCCAAUGCAAGCACUUCAUGCAAUGUUUGGUGGUGGCGCCUUUUUCUCUCCCCUUAUGGUAAGGCCGUUCCUAUCAAGUGCACAUUCCUCCGCCAGUCACGUGCAAAGCAUUAACAUCUCGGCCAACAUGACAUUAAACGCUACAUCCCAUCAAUCACAUUCCGGUCUAAGGUACCCUUACGCAAUAACAAUGCUACUGUUCCUAAUUCCUAUUGUCAUAUUCAUGUUGGCCAGCUGUCGCGACGAUGGUCACAAUGAAAGUCGGCAAAUUUCGGCUUCGGUCGAAAGUUCAGAUAACCGAGCCUACAGAGGUUUCACCUUGGUCCUUUUAUUCAUAUUUUUGUUACUAUAUGUUGGUUUGGAGGUGGCUAUUGGUGGUCUAAUCUUUACCUAUGCCGUCCAGCAUCAAAUUUUAAAAUCCAAGUCGCUUGCGGCAUACCUUACAUCAACCUUCUGGGGAAGUUUUUGUCUUGGUCGUUUCGUAUCGAUACCGCUGUCAACUUACGUGCGAGCCUAUCGAAUUCUCCUGGUUGAUUUACUCUGUGCCUUUCUAGGUGCGUGUUUAUUGAUAAUUUUCUCCGUCCACUACCCAAUAUGGUUAUGGUUGGGAACGGCUCUACUCGGUCUCAGUAUGUCCUCCGUCUUCCCGUCCACAAUGACCUGGGCGGAGACAUUCAUGCAUAUAUCAAGUAGAACGGCAUCCAUAUUAGUGGUUGGUGCCAGCUUGGGCGAAAUGACCAUCCCGUUUACUAUUGGUACAUUGAUGUCACGUGGCGGUCCCCAGGUUUUCCUACGCUCCAUCUUGGUCAUUGUUAUUUUAGCAAUCUUCGUAUUUAUUAUGGCGUCGUUUUUAGCGCGUCGUCAAAAGAAACAGGAUAUUAAUGGUGUGGGCUUUCAUUAUCACAAAAGUAAUGCUGAGCCAUCAAACCACGGACUGUUUUCGAAAUCGAAAGGUGAUGAAGUAAUUCAAUUAUUAGAGGACAGUAGCGAAAUAUUUUCUACAGAAAACUGAUUGUUUUUAUGUAUUGACAUUUCAUAAUUGGGAUGGGGGUACUCGGGUAAAUUGAGGGAGAGUUUAUCUCACAUCAUGGAAUGCUAUGUAUUUUGUAAAAAAAAAUGUUGACCCUAGUGGUUUCAUUAAGAAAUAA
Molecule: messenger RNA, 1983 nt
Organism: Xenia sp. Carnegie-2017
Lineage: Eukaryota; Metazoa; Cnidaria; Anthozoa; Malacalcyonacea; Xeniidae
Product: sodium-dependent glucose transporter 1A-like
Exons: 3
Coding region: 126-1847 (573 amino acids)
Biological process (GO): transmembrane transport
Source: RefSeq, a predicted model, not a curated record